AGGGAGGACUUGGGAGAAGAGCCAACAUAUCAACUGCAACGGACAACGUUCGAGUGUAAUUGCGAAUGUCCGUGCCCGUUUCCGAUUCCGGUGCCCGACGCAUCCGUGAUGGAGUGCAUGUAUCGACGACGGACGUAAAACAACAUUAUGGAGUUAUGCAGCUUUCUGGCACACAAAAAUGCCCAAUAAUACGCAAUAAAACAAAUGCCGUCGACUGCAUAUGAAAAUACAGCACCAAUCUGGACAUAAUCCGGCACGUAAGCGUUGACAGCAACGGAAAAAAUUAAAGUUGACAGUUUAAAACCCACAUCGAAUUCAUUUCGCCGCCAGGGCUUCACCAGAAUUCAGAAACUCAAACCACGCGUCAGAAGACUCUAAUAUGAUUCGCAAUAUCGGUCUUUUGGUAUUAGUUUUUUCACUGAUUGUUUUUGCCUUGGAGGAAGAAGAUACCGAUGAUAACAAAACAGAAAAACCAAAGCGCGAAACCACAAAAAAACCCCUUUUCGAUCAAUUGGAGGUGAAGAAGUGCCCGAAAGUCAAACCCUUAAAGAAUGUUGUUAAAACUAAACUAUUGGGCUAUUGGUUUGCAUAUGCCACAACGCCUUUGAACUUGCCCGUUUACCAACGACGUUGUGCCUCCUAUAAUGUGAUGAAUAAUCCGUAUUUUGAUACGAAUAUAUUGUACACAGACUACGAACACGUAACUAUUACAUAUGGCUGCACCUUCAAUGAUAUGACACAUCUGAAUGAUAUUAAGCUGCGCAUUCUCACCCGCACCCGAACCCCUUUGGUGGACAAGUUAAACAAAGCUCUUUUGUACUUGGAAUCAAUUGCCUUCCCCAUUAGCAAGCUCGAAUUCCUUAAAGCCGAAGCAUUUUGCUUCGAAUGGUACCAGUUGAACUUCCAAAUAAAGCCGAGACCAGGCCGAUUUAAUUCCCCCAUAAACUUAGUUUGGGAUCACUUACGUCUCUAACGGUGGCAAUGACAGCAUGAAUUAAUUGCAUAACUAUCCUUGAUUAUUACAAUAUAAUGAACAUGUGAAGGACCGGCAAAGUGAUGGAGAGGAAAUCGUAUAGUUUAAUUAGUUCAGGCAUCGCCAACCGAAAUCAAUUACGAACGCCUGUUUCAAUCGACCGAUUGGCCCUUCUAGGAACCCAAUUUCCAGAUGUCCAUGUCCUUGUUCCAGAAUCCCAAAAUACACAACGAAAAAAUACUUCAAGAUAAUGCAAAAAUAUUGAUAAAAAUAGUUUCCUUAAUAUUUCGUUUUAUUAAAAUUGUCCAAGAACUUGUAGAAAACUA
Drosophila ananassae is the source of this 1299-nucleotide messenger RNA. RefSeq lists its product as uncharacterized. The record is from RefSeq and is a predicted model, not a curated record. The coding region runs from base 380 to 973 and encodes 197 amino acids. The transcript has 5 exons. Lineage: Eukaryota; Metazoa; Arthropoda; Insecta; Diptera; Drosophilidae.